Molecule: messenger RNA, 4740 nt
Organism: Prinia subflava (tawny-flanked prinia)
Lineage: Eukaryota; Metazoa; Chordata; Aves; Passeriformes; Cisticolidae
Gene: ERICH3
Product: glutamate rich 3
Exons: 16
Coding region: 98-4705 (1535 amino acids)
Source: RefSeq, a predicted model, not a curated record
UGCCGGUGCCCGGGCAUUGCCGAGCCGGUGCCCGGCCUUUGCCGUGCCGCGGGCAUUGCCGGUGUCCGGGCAUUGCCGAGCCGCCGCCGCCGCCGCCAUGAGCGCCCCGCAGCCCCGAUUUCUUGAAACCUAUAACAGUCUUACAGACAAACACCUGGUUGGAUAUUUCAACAAUGCCAGGAUAAGACGACAUCUUCAGAAAUCAGGACUGAUCUCAAGGAGUGGAAGAAUAAUACCAGAGAAAGAAUACCGUCUCCAUGCCAUGAGAAGGGACCACCAGAGACAGGCCCUGGAGUGCCUGGCUAAUGCCAUAUCUCAUAAGAUCCUUGACAUGGAGCGUCAUCACCAGCGGGAGAUAAAAAGGAGGGUUGAACAUUCUGUGAGGAGCGACAGGAUGCAGCCACUCAAGGUGCACCAUGUAAGAAAUUCAGUGGAAGAAAUCGUCCGUGUGCACUGCCCACACCCACCGCUUGCUCCGAGGUGCCACCACGAGCUGUGUCCUUUGGCGGCCAGAGAACGAGCUGGCCGUGCACAGUGGAGGGCACAUGGAGUUGAUUGUUGUGGUGGACAUUAUCCUCAUCAGCACCGAACCAUGGAGCCUGCCCUCUCUAAGGUGAGUUCCUUGCGACCCAAUACGGCUCCAGGAAAUGUGCAGCAGCCCCCUCACCUCCAGCCCCUCCACGGCUGGGCUGCAGCCAGGUCGGUACCAAAGGCUUCCAAACAGAAGUGCCAUGUACUGGAACAUGAUCAGCAGUGUGUCCGUGGGGGGGAGAGGCACGCCUUGCGGCUGCUGAGCUCGGCGGGGCGCACGGCGGGCGCGGCCCCGCUCCGGCUCCCCGCCUUCGGGCGCUGCUGCCCGGUCCCGGUGUCGGUGUCGGUGCCGGUGUCGGUCCCGGUGCCGGUGCCGGUGCCGGUGCCGCCGCCCCGCCUGCGCAGGAGGCGCCGCCGCGCCCGGGCGCUCCGGCCAGAGCCGUCCACGGCGCGGCGCUUCUACCCCACCACGGCCUUCAACGAGCAGGUGCUGGUCAGGAAUACUAGAGGGUACCCCAAGUCCCCGUUGUGCAGCAACGCCUUUGUCACCAUGGUCUACCGAGGAAAGAGUAAGCACGUGUCUCUCCGUGAGUUCAAGGAUGAAAUCAGAGUCGAUCAGCAACACUGUGGAACAGAAAACAUUUGUGUCUAUAGAGGCCAGCUGUUGGAAGGAGAUACCUUCCAGUUCACCUCCAAGAGGCACCUGGGUUUCCCAUUCAGCCUCACCUUUUAUCUCAACGGGCUGCAGGUUGAGAGGCUGAGCUCUUGCUGUGAGUACAGAUAUCAGAGGUGUUCCCAGCUGCGAGGCACAAACAGCUACUUCAGGGUUCUGCAUGUGACCGGAGCCCCUCCCUGCUACAGGUGCAUUACUGCGAUGGGUCUGGACAAAAAGCUAUUCCCCCCCAAGAAGAGGAAGACUAGGUGCUGUCAGAGGCACGUGUGUUGCUGGCAUCAUGCUAUGCACUGUCACCCAUGUGACUGCAGCCUUGAGCGUGGAUCAGGGGAAGAUUCAGCAUCAGUGAUCAUACGUGCUCUUGAAGCGAAUGGGGAGACUGUUGCGGACACUCUGGAUACUGCAGAGGAGUCCAGCGAUGAGGAAACAGAAAACCAGUCCAGUCAGGAGAGCGAAGACAGCCAGCCAGACAUCAGUAACAGUGAAUAUGAUGAAGAUUUUGAACCAGAUGAAGAAGUUAAUGAAGAAGGAAAGACUGGUGAUCAAAUGAAUAGAAUGCCAGAGUCAUCCUCAGAUGAUAAAAACCAUAAUUUAGACUAUGGAAAGGAGAGUGAAACCUUAUCCCAGAAGGGACUGCAGGCUUCUGACAGUGAGAAAGAUGAAAGUGAUGGAUAUUCUGAUGACGAGGGCUCUGAAGAUGAGCAACAAGAGAGGAGGCCUGCAGACUCUCUCUCAUCCAUGAGCACUCAGUGCAGCACUGAGACUGACUCUCAUUCUGACACAAGGACAGACAAUGUGAAUGGCAAAGAGGACUGCAAUAUCAGAGGUACCUCUGAUAGCCCAGAACAUGCACACUAUGGAAAUGAGAAUGGGGAGAAGAAACUGCUCAGAAUGGAGGGAAAUCAGGAGACUUCUGCACUGGAAAAGAAAGGAAUAGAUGAAGCAGAACAGGCAAAACCAGAAGCUCUAACAGCAAGGGAAGAUACUCGAAUUUUUCAUGAAAACAUAAUGGCAGUGCAGCAUCACGAUCCUGAGGUUAAUGGGAAAUUCAAACAGACUGAACUGGGAGACAGUAACACGAAUGAGGAGGAGAGGUGUCCUCCAGUGCCUUGGGACAGCAGGGAAUUGAACAUGGAGGAUGGCAACGAAGAGUCUCCUUGGUGUGCGGAGGGUGGGGUUUUUGAAGACUGCAAACCAGUCCAGGAGGAAAUAGCGAAAGCAACUGGAAAUGAUCAUCCUGUGAAUUCUGACCCUGAACCUGGUGAUUUGUGUGCCAGUGAGGAAGAAAAGAAUGCAGCAAAUACAGAGCAUGAUGCCAGUGGAGCACCAGAUGGAAGCUCCUUGGCGGAAGGGAAGAGAAGCCUUGAUGAGCAGGAGGCAGCAGCACGAGCAGUGCGAGAGGAGCAGGGGACAGGGCAGGGACGAGCCCUGGAGCAGGACGGAGCUGCUGAGGGAGGGCUUGGCAGCAGAGAGGGCGGAGGAGAAGCCGCACGGGCAGGGGAUUCCCUGCCCCAGGCAGGCAUGGGGACUGCGCUGGAGGAAUCCGCACCCGAGGAGGGCGCCGUGGCAGAGGAACAUCCCAAAGGAAAGGGAGCAGCGGAGGCAGCAGUGGAGCUGGGCACGGAGGUGUCACCCGGGGAGCAGGAGGUGCUGGUGCAGGGGACGGAGAGAGAGGUGGCACUGGGACAGCCGGCAGCUGGGGCAGAGGGGCCAGCUGGGGCGCUGCCAGGGUGGGAGGCAGACGGAGCCAUGCCCCGGGGGCAGGAGGGGGCUGGGGGCAUCACUGAGGAGGAGGAGGAGGCUGCAGGGGAAGGCCUCCAAGGAGCAGUAGGGCCGGCAGCAGAGGAGGAGGUGAGUGAGCCAGUGUCUGAGGCAGGGGAGUCCCCAGGGCAGGGAGGGUCUGCAGGGGAGGACGCUACGGUGGGUGCUGUGUCAGAGGGAGAGGAGGCUGUGGAGGGUGCUGACGUGGCAGCAGGUGGGAUUGCCAGAGCUGACGGCCCUGAAGGAGAAGAGGCUGUUGAAGAAGACGUUUCUGAAGGGCAAGAGGCUAUGAGAAAGCCUGGGGCUCUCUGGGAACCACCGGGGGAUAAGGAAACAGGAGAAGCAGUGCCUGGAGGGGAGGGGUUUGUAAAGCCAAGUGAGUUUUCCCAGCUGCAGGCGUCAGGGGAAGAGUGGAUGGAGACGGGGAAAGGUGUCCCAAGAGCAGCAGCGCUUGAGAGUGCUCAGGCGUGGGAGGUGGGAGGGAAUGCUCUCCGGAGAGCGGAGGACACGAUGGAAGAGUCUGUGGAGCCUGACAAGGGUCCUGUACUGGAAGUGACACCUGGGUUAGGGGCACUGGGGGGUGCUCGGGGGGAUCCUGUCACUGAAGGGUCAGUACAGGAGGAGGAGGAGGAGGAGAGUGCAGCACUUAGGAGUGGAAACCCGUCCGAGGGCAGCAAAGCAGAGACAGAGAGGGCAGUGAGAGGAACAGCCGAAGGAGAGGUGGUGGGAGGGUCUGCAGGGGCGGCCGGAGCGGGCUCGGGAGGUGAAAAGGAGGCCACAGAGGGAGCAGCAGGUUCAGAGGAGCCGGCAGCUGGGACGGAGGGGUGGCUGAGCUGUGUUGAAGUGAGAGGGAAGGGGAGGUCUCCCGGGGAGGGGGUGGUGGGCGAGGCGGCGCUGCCGGCCCCGGGGCUGGGCGGGCCCCGGGCAGGGCAGCCCGGGCUGGUGGCCAUCGCCGUGCUGGGCGGCCGGGCCGCGCCGGGAGCCCUGGCCGGGGACCCGACCGUGGCUGGGCUGGGCACACGGGCGGUGGCACAGGAGGGGGUGACAGGAGCGGUGCUGGGGGCACAGGAGGUGCCAGCCAAGGGAAGGGCGGCGGUCGGGGAGCCUGGGAGCGGCGGGGAAGGGGUGGCCGAUGGAGCUGUGGCUGGUGGGCGAGCGGUGAGCCAGGAGGCAGCAGGAGGGUGCGAGGGAAGGGCAGAGACACCGGCGGGAGCCGAGCGCCGGGACGAGGCGGGGCGGGAGUCGGGCGCAGGGCGGCUCGGGUCCCCACGGCACGGGGAAGUGCUCGGAACAGGGGCCCUGGGGGAACAGGCGGCUGCAGAAACCUCCCCGAGCACCCCUGCCCGCGGCGAUGGGCGGCUGGAAGCGAGGGGCAGAGGGUCCACAGGAGGCGAGGGGCUGUGCCUGGGCACCCAGCCGCAGCUGGCAGAGACAGGGACAGCGCGGGGCGAGGACGGGCGGCAGGAGCAGGGCAUGGAGCGGGCAGCAGUGAAAGGCGAGGGGGAACAGCCCUGUGAAAACACGAGAGAGAGCGAGGUGGCGGAUGUGCCGGAGGGUGCCGGGGGCGCUGCUGGAGCCGGGGAGCAGAGGAAGGACAGUCCCGCCGGAGCGAGCCCGCGGGUCCUGGCAGCCGCUGCGGUGGGCGAGAGGAGCCGCAGGCCCUGGCAGGACGGUGCAGACCCAGACCCACCCAUCAUGUCCUCAGAACAGCCUCAGGAUGGGGAAGAAACUCUGCUCUGAGCUUUUUCUGCACUGCUCAGUGUUGUGUCGUGCAG